Knipowitschia caucasica is the source of this 4740-nucleotide messenger RNA. The record is from the annotation of a GenBank genome assembly. NCBI's taxonomy places the organism in Eukaryota, Metazoa, Chordata, Actinopteri, Gobiiformes, Gobiidae.
AUGGCCUGUGCUCCCAGGUAUCACUGGAGAACAGAACAUGACGUCCCGUUUGCAGACGUUACGGGGACCUGCUUCCUGUCAGUGGGCGGGGCCUCAGUGGAGUACGCCCCCUGCAGAACAGAAAGACACGGACCUGCUGGACAGGGCUAUUGUCAGGGGGGCUUUAGUGCAGACUUCACCAAGAACGGGAGGGUUGUACUUGGAGGACCAGGCAGCUUUUACUGGCAAGGUCAGCUGAUCUCUGCCACCACUGAAGAGAUAGUGAAGGCCUAUUACCCCGCUUACUUCCUGCUGUUUGUGGACGGCCAGAAGCAAACGGCACAAGUUCAGAGCAGCUACGACGACAGUUAUCUAGGGUACUCAGUGACCACAGGGGAGUUCAGCGGAGACCAGGAAGAAGAUUUCGUCACGGGGGUUCCCAAAGGACUGCUGCUGUACGGUCUGGUUUCUAUUUUAGACGGAAAGGAUCUGACGUACCUGGUGAAUCUAACCGGAGAGCAGAUGGGCUCGUACUUCGGCUACGCAGUGGCAGUCACAGACAUCAACAACGACGGCCUGGACGAUGUGGUGGUGGGGGCCCCUCUCUUCAUGCUCCGGGCCCCUGCAGGACAGUUGGAGGAACUGGGCAAAGUCUACGUGUAUCUUCAGAAAGGCCCUCAGCGUCUGGAGCCCAGUGGCACCAACCCCCUCGGCUCCCAGGCCUUCAGCCGCUUCGGGACCUCUCUGGCUCCGCUCGGGGACCUGAACCAGGACGGAUUCAAUGAUUUGGCAGUGGGCUGUCCCUACGGGGGAGAAGACCAGCAGGGACUAGUUUUUAUCUAUAAUGGUCAUGAAGAAGGUCUGGAGGACACGCCCACACAAACUCUCUCCGGCCAAUGGGCAUCCAGCGGAUUCCCAGCUGCUUUCGGCUUUGCACUUCGAGGCAACACAGACCUGGAUCAAAAUGGCUACCCAGAUUUGUUGGUUGGUGCUUUUGGGGCGGACAGAGCGGUGCUUUACAGAGCUCGUCCCAUCGUGAACGCCAAUGCUACGCUAACGGUGCAUCCGACCUUGUUUGUCCCGGAAGAGAAAGCUUGCGUCCUGACGACCGGAGACAAGAUGGUUCCAGUGUCAUGUGUUAGCGUCAGUUUCUGCCUCAUGGCUAAUGGGAAGCACCUCCCCUCUCGUCUAGGAUUUAUUGUUGAAAUCCAGUUGGACAACGUGAAGCUGAAGCAGAGGGAAUCCAAGCCGAGGACUCUGUUUCUGGACAGUCGUCAGUCGAGCGUCGUGAGGAACUUCAGCCUCGAGACCAGUGGAGACAUGUGCCACGAGACCAAGAUCUUCCUCCUGAAUGACGCAGACUUUCGAGACAAACUUUCCCCCAUCUUCAUCAGCCUGAACUUCAGCCUGGAUCCUGAAGACCCCGAGGACCAGACCGGACUGAGACCCAUCCUCAACCACCGCACGCAGCAGCUCAUCCAGCAGCAGGCGCACAUUCAGCUGGACUGUGGAGAAGACAACAUCUGUGUCCCUGACCUGAAGCUGGCGGUUUAUGGUUGGUCUGUGGUUGGUCUGCGGUUGGUCUGCGGUUGGUCUGUGGUUGGUCUGCGGUUGGUCUGCGGUUGGUCUGUGGUUGGUCUGUGGUUGGUCUGUGGUUGGUCUGCGGUUGGUCUGUGGUUGGUCUGUGGUUGGUCUGUGGUUAGUCUGUGGUUGGUCUUUAGUUGGUCUGUGGUUGGUCUGUGGUUGGUCUGCGGUUGGUCUGUGGUUGGUCUGUGGUUAGUCUGUGGUUGGUCUUUAGUUGGUCUGUGGUUGGUCUGUGGUUGGUCUGUGGUUGGUCUGUGGUUGGUCUGUGGUUGGUCUGUGGUUGGUCUUUGGUUAGUCUGCGGUUGGUCUGCGGUUGGUCUGUGGUUGGUCUGUGGUUGGUCUGUGGUUGGUCUGUGGUUGGUCUGUGGUUGGUCUUUGGUUGGUCUUUGGUUGGUCUGUGGUUGGUCUGUGUCUGCGGUUGGUCUUUGGUUGGUCUGUGGUUGGUCUGUGGUUGGUCUGUGGUUGGUCUUUAGUUGGUCUUUGGUUGGUCUGUGGUUGGUCUGUGGUUGGUCUUUAGUUGGUCUGCGGUUGGUCUGCGGUUGGUCUGUGGUUGGUCUGUGGUUGGUCUUUAGUUGGUCUGCGGUUGGUCUGUGGUUGGUCUGUGGUUGGUCUGUGGUUGGUCUGUGGUUGGUCUUUAGUUGGUCUGCGGUUGGUCUGCGGUUGGUCUGCGGUUGGUCUGUGGUUGGUCUGUGGUUGGUCUUUAGUUGGUCUGCGGUUGGUCUGUGGUUGGUCUGUGGUUGGUCUUUAGUUGGUCUGUGGUUGGUCUGUGGUUGGUCUGUGGUUGGUCUGUGGUUGGUCUGUGGUUGGUCUUUAGUUGGUCUGUGGUUGGUCUGUGGUUGGUCUGCGGUUGGUCUGCGGUUGUUGGUCUUUGGUUGGUCUGUGGUUGGUCUGUGGUUGGUCUUUGGUUGGUCUGUGGUUGGUCUGUGGUUGGUCUUUAGUUGGUCUGCGGUUGGUCUGCGGUUGGUCUGCGGUUGGUCUGUGGUUGGUCUGUGGUUGGUCUGUGGUUGGUCUUUAGUUGGUCUGCGGUUGGUCUGCGGUUGGUCUGCGUUGGUCUGCGGUUGGUCUGCGGUUGGUCUGCGGUUGGUCUGCGGUUGGUCUGUGGUUGGUCUGUGGUUGGUCUUUAGUUGGUCUGCGGUUGGUCUGUGGUUGGUCUGCGGUUGGUCUGUGGUUGGUCUGUGGUUGGUCUUUAGUUGGUCUGUGGUUGGUCUGUGGUUGGUCUGUGGUUGGUCUGUGGUUGGUCUGUGGUUGGUCUUUAGUUGGUCUGUGGUUGGUCUGUGGUUGGUCUGCGGUUGGUCUGCGGUUGGUCUGUGGUUGGUCUGUGGUUGGUCUUUAGUUGGUCUGUGGUUGGUCUGUGGUUGGUCUGUGGUUGGUCUUUGGUUGGUCUGUGGUUGGUCUGUGGUUGGUCUGUGGUUGGUCUGUGGUUGGUCUGUGGUUGGUCUGUGGUUGGUCUGUGUUGGUCUGUGGUUGGUCUUUGGUUGGUCUGCGGUUGGUCUGCGGUUGGUCUGCGGUUGGUCUGCGGUUGGUCUGUGGUUGGUCUGUGGUUGGUCUUUAGUUGGUCUGCGGUUGGUCUGUGGUUGGUCUGCGGUUGGUCUGUGGUUGGUCUGUGGUUGGUCUUUAGUUGGUCUGUGGUUGGUCUGUGGUUGGUCUGUGGUUGGUCUGUGGUUGGUCUUUAGUUGGUCUGUGGUUGGUCUGUGGUUGGUCUGCGGUUGGUCUGUGGUUGGUCUGUGGUUGGUCUUUAGUUGGUCUGCGGUUGGUCUGUGGUUGGUCUGUGGUUGGUCUUUAGUUGGUCUGCGGUUGGUCUGCGGUUGGUCUUUAGUUGGUCUGUGGUUGGUCUGCGGUUGGUCUGUGUUGGUCUGCGGUUGGUCUGUGGUUGGUCUGUGGUUGGUCUGUGGUUGGUCUGUGGUUGGUCUGUGGUUGGUCUGUGGUUGGUCUUUGGUUAGUCUGCGGUUGGUCUUUGGUUGGUCUGUGGUUGGUCUGUGGGAUAAGAGGAUGGCGUACCUCGGGGACGAGAACGCGCUGACUCUGAUCCUGAACGCGGUGAACGAAGGAGAGGGCGGAGCCUACGAAGCCGAGCUGUACGUGCUGCUGCCUCCAGACGCAGACUACAGCGGGAUCGCACGCAACAACCACAGUCUGUCUCAGAUCACCUGCAGUUAUGAAUCCCAGAACGACACCCGCUUCCUCCUGUGUGACCUGGGGAACCCCAUGAAGCCCGGCAGCGACAUCUGGGCCGGGCUGCGCUUCACGGUGCCCAGACUCAAAGACUCAUAUAAAGUCGUGGAGUUCGAACUCCAAAUACGAAGCAAAAACGCAAAUAAUUCUGAGAGUGAAGUGGUGGUGUACGAGCUGGAGGUGGCUGCUCUGGCGGACGUGCUGCUGCAGGGAGUUUCUCGUCCGGAUAAAGUGGUGUUUCCUCCCCCGAGCUGGAAGAUGAUCCAGGGGCUGCGGCGGGAGCAGGACGUGGGCCCCGAGCUGCAGCACGUCUUUGAGUUGGUGAACCAUGGCCCCAGUGUGAUCAGCCGGUCGUCUCUGGAGGUCCGCUGUCCCCUGAGGGCCCAGAGCCAGGGCCUGCUGUACCCCCUGGAGCUCACCACAGAAGGACCUCUGACCUGCCGCUCCCAGCACCAGCUCAACGCACUCAAACUCAAGCUGGAGCCGGCCUCUGCACAGACCGUGGCUCAGAUCAAACCUCAAAGUUCAGAGCAUCGUGUGAAGAAGAGAGACGCACAACCUCUGGCCGAGCACGGGAACCUGACCUGCAGUGUGGUGGAGUGUUGGAGGAUGCAGUGUGAUGUUGGGAGGCUGAACCGAGGAGACAGCGCCAUCAUCAGGCUGCGCUCCAGACUGUGGGCCGAGACCUUCAUCGAGAGAAUCUACAAACAGCACGUUGUCGAGUGCACGGUUCAUUAUAAAGUGGAGAAGAUGCCGUACUCCAUUCCACCGCUGUUCACACCAUCGCUCUCUAAAAAGGUUGUGUGUGCGGUGCUGUGGAACAAGCCGGACAGUGUGUACCCCGUCCCGGUGUGGAUCGUGGUCCUGGCCGUGCUGUUGGGGCUCCUCCUGCUGAGUCUGCUCAUCUAUCUGCUCUACAAGAUGGGUUUCUUUAAAAGGUCUGAUCCUUACGCCACAACAAUGGAGAAAGCUCAUCUCAGACCACAGGCCUCGUCUGAAGCCUAG